GACUGAGCGCGUAAAAUCUAAGAUAUUGUGAUUGUGAAACUGUCGUCGGAAAUAUUUGAAGAAUUUCUGUAAAUAUUGAAGAGGAAAAAAGGACCUUGUAAUCAUGCCGGAAUACAACAUUUCCGGUACGUCCGUUAAUUUUCCAUUCGAGCCAUAUCAAUUGCAACGGGAUUAUAUGGCCAAAGUAAUUGAGUGUUUAAAUAAUUCCACACACGGUGUACUGGAAUCACCAACUGGUACCGGUAAAACGUUAAGCCUGUUAUGUUCAACAUUGGGAUGGAUUACACAGAAAAAGGCGCAGGUUUCAUUGGAAAUUCAGUCCAAGAUGACCAAUGAACAUUUAAAUCACUUGAAAGAUAUGCCAAUGGCGGCUGCGAGCUAUGCUGACUUUAUGGAUAUGAAUUGCAAAAAUCCUUCCCUAAUGGUACCCAAAGUGAUAUACGCAUCGCGAACCCAUUCACAGUUAGCUCAAGCUAUGCAAGAAUUGAAGAGAACCAGUUACAAUACUAUGAAAGCGGCAAUAAUUGGUUCCCGAGAACAAUUGUGCAUUCAUCCUGAUGUCGUGAAGGAGACAAACAAUGCCACAAAGAUUCACAUGUGCAAAUUGAAGCUAACUACCCGAACAUGUUCGUUCUAUCACAAAGUUGAAUCGACAAAAGAUAGACCGGAGUUCCGCGAAGCAAGGGUCUUAGAUAUCGAAGAUUUGGUUAGUGCUGGCCAGAAAAACAAGUGCUGUCCGUACUUCAUGUCGAAGGAGAUGAUUGAGAAUGCCGACAUUAUAUUCAUGCCCUACAAUUAUCUGAUCGAUCCGAUGGCCCGCAAAGCGAAUAAGGUGGAACUGCAUAACACAAUAGUGAUACUGGAUGAGGCGCACAACAUGGAAAAAAUUUGCGAAGAUUCUGUUUCCAUUCAAAUGGCAUCGUCAGAGAUUGCUGUUUGUAUCGAUGAUGUUACCCAUCUCAUGAAAAGUAUGUCUGAAGGCUUGGAAAUUGAGACGGAAGAUAAAAAGGACUUUACAAUCGAUGACCUAGCCAUUCUGAAAGAAGAUCUACUAAGUCUGGAAAAGGCUGUCGAUGCAAUCACUUUGAAGAAUACAAAAGAAGAUGAAGGGGCAACGUUUGAGGGCUCAUACAUAUUCGACUUGCUGGAACAAGCAAAUAUAACACCCGGAAAUGUUCAUGCCAAAGUUGCACUGUUGGAUAGUCUUGUUGCAUUCCUCACAAAUAUUGCCGACAAAAAUGCCUUCUUCCGUCGCGGAGCUGGCCUGCAAAAACUUCAGGAUAUGUUGAACAUUGUCUUCUCGGGCACCACCGAAGAGUACAAGCAGAACGUGAAGAGAUGUUUCAAGGUUCACGUUAACAUAGAAGCGCAGAAACCGAAACCGACAUCCAAUGUUCGUGACGGCUGGAUUCAACCGAAGGCAAUGUCUCUCAUGAAUAAAUCGGCAAAGAUUGUCAGCUUCUGGUGCUUCAGUCCGAAUUUCGGAAUGCAACAAUUGCUUACACGAAAUGUGCGCAGUAUUAUUUUGACCAGCGGAACGUUAGCUCCACUAAAGCCUCUGAUAAGUGAACUUGGAAUUCCGGUUUCAGUUCGACUGGAGAAUCCACACAUUGUGACGAGCUCACAAGUAUGCGUUAAAGUGGUUUCACAUGGGCCUGAUAAGGAGCCCCUAUUGUCGAACUUUGACAAUCGCAAUAAUCCAAAGUACAUCAGUUCAUUGGGACGGACAAUACUGUCCUUCUGUCCGGUCAUUCCGAAUGGUUUGCUGAUAUUUUUCACAUCGUACGCACUGUUGAACAAGUGCCGAGAUUCAUGGCAGGCAAGUGGUAUAUGGGCUCAAAUUCAACGGAUAAAGGCGAUUUUUGUGGAACCUCAAACCAAAGAAGCCUUCGUACAGACGAUGAAGGAUUACUACGCUAAGAUCAACGAUCAAACGUGCAAAGGAGCCAUUUUCUUAGCAGUGUGUCGGGGAAAGGUGUCGGAAGGAUUGGAUUUUGCUGACAUGAAUGGAAGAGCGGUGAUAAUUACCGGAUUGCCAUUCCCACCGUUUAAAGAUCCUCGAGUAAUUUUGAAGAAAAAAUACUUGCAAGAGAAUCGAACGAGACAGAAUGAGAUGUUGUCGGGUGAUGAGUGGUAUUUCCUAGAAGCAACACGCGCUGUGAACCAAGCCAUUGGUCGUGUCAUUCGGCACAGAAACGAUUACGGUGCAAUACUUCUAUGUGACCAACGUUUUAAUCAACCACGACAAAAGUCCCAGUUAUCGUCAUGGCUUCAGGGUCAUUUGAAUGCACCACAGCCCAGUUCUUUUGGUCCAUUGAUUGCAGAAGUUUCACGCUUUUUCCGAAAUGCUGAACGAACUCUGCCAAGACCACAACUGCUGCCUCUGCUACCUUCUGAUAUUGAUAAUUCGUCGAAUACCUCAAGUGCCUUCCAAUCUCAAUCAUCGUCCUCGUUUUUUAACACACAACAAACUGUGACAUACAAACAGCCAGUCAAAAUUAAGAAGGAGGAACCGGACGAGGUGUCAAAAGCCAAUUCAGUGUACAGUUUUGAGGCGAAAAUCUACAAUCAAGUCACUCCUGUAAAAGUGGAAAAAAGUGUGUCGUCCGAACCAAACCGAUUCUUCAGUGGUCUAAACAACCAAGUCAAGACAAUAAACUUCAAUUGCUCGAGCAAUGAACCGAUCCAGGGACUGGUGACCGUACACAAACGAGAGCGUACAACAUCGGCGGACUACGAUGCAUCGCCAGAACGUUCAGGAACGUUGGCAAAAAAGCGAAAAUUUAAAAUUGUCGCCAACGAUAGUCAGACAUCAAAUGAAUCAUCGCUGUCGGAUAGUGUAUCUGGCAUUAAGCCUGACAUUACACCAAAUGUUAAAGCCGACAUUGAACCGUCCGCUCCGGAAAAUUUGAAAGAUCUUAUGAAACUGCUGAAAUCAACACUGUCGCCAUCCAAAUAUACGUUGCUGUGCAAAGCGUUAGCCGAAUAUAAUAAAGAGAAAUUGGCCGACAAUCUGAUUGCUGUGCUAUUUAAUGUCUUUCAAGACAAAUGCUUCCAUUAUCUGCUCAAAGGAAUGAGACGUUUUCUACUGCCAUCACACAGAGAUCUUUUCGACGAGAAAUUGUUAAAAUAUUUGUGAUUCAAAAUGUAAAAAAUAUUUUUUUUUAUUGUUUUCAACCAAUAAACCAUCACCCCAUGUGCUGUAAUA
Messenger RNA from Bradysia coprophila, 3208 nucleotides. It is a transcript of the gene Rtel1, whose product is annotated as Regulator of telomere elongation helicase 1. The record is from RefSeq and is a predicted model, not a curated record. Gene Ontology annotation, biological process: DNA repair; negative regulation of t-circle formation; regulation of double-strand break repair via homologous recombination. NCBI's taxonomy places the organism in Eukaryota, Metazoa, Arthropoda, Insecta, Diptera, Sciaridae. Gene Ontology annotation, cellular component: nucleus. Gene Ontology annotation, molecular function: DNA helicase activity; DNA polymerase binding; ATP binding.